Molecule: messenger RNA, 10354 nt
Organism: Phlebotomus papatasi
Lineage: Eukaryota; Metazoa; Arthropoda; Insecta; Diptera; Psychodidae
Gene: Pits
Product: interferon regulatory factor 2-binding protein 1
Exons: 4
Coding region: 722-2110 (462 amino acids)
Biological process (GO): regulation of transcription by RNA polymerase II
Cellular component (GO): nucleus
Molecular function (GO): transcription corepressor activity
Source: RefSeq, a predicted model, not a curated record
UGGUGUCUGAGCCAAGGCAGCUAAGGAGGUCUGGCUUGAACAUUUUAGCAUCGCUUCAUUCAAUGUGAUCGGCUCGCGCGAUUCGCGACAGUGGAAUUUUCGUGUGAGGUAACAAAAAAAAGAAGUAUUUGAAAAGUCUCAGCACAUCCAACAGUGUAAAGUGAUUGGUAGAACAAAAAUUUUAUCUUGUGAAUUUACUGUGCGCCUAAGUGGAUUGUUCUUGUAAGUUUUCUACUAGGAUUUAGUGAACAAAACUCAGGAUUUUGUUUUUUUUUCUAUCACUAAUUCAGUGAUGUGAAGAUUUCACGCGGAAAAUUAUUUAAUGGUGAAUUAUUAAGGAACACGAAUAAAGAACAUUUUCCAAGUGUCGUUUUUUGUGUGGGCGAGAAAAAAAAGAGCAGAUUAGUUGAAUAAGAAAAAUUAUCAAGUCGAAUGAAUUUUGUGUCUAGUGAGAAGAACAUUUGCCGUCGGCUACAGAUUUGACUAAUAAGAAAGAAAGGGGACUUUUCAGUCUUUGUACGAUAGCGAAAGACGAACGCCAAAACAAAGACUUGAUGGAAUUCCCAAUUAAUGAAUUGAUGAAUUAUUUCCGUGAGAUUCACGAACAAUUUUUGGCAUAAUUGGUGUUUGGUGUGUGAAAAAGUUAGGUGUAGUAACGUCAAUAGGGAAGGAAAAGGAGUACGUAAUUUGAGUAGAGAAGUUUUGAGGAUAAUUGGCCAGAAUGUCUGUGCAAACAAAGCGUCAACAUUGCUACUUAUGCGAUCUACCACGGAUGCCGUGGGCCAUGAUCCAUGAUUUCAGUGAGGCCGUAUGCCGUGGCUGUGUCAACUAUGAGGGCGCAGACCGAAUUGAAUUGGUACUAGAUACGGCCCGUCAAAUGAAACGUGCCCAUUCGGCCGGAAAAAGAGCCCAUGAAAAUGGUGAAGUAGCGGCAGCACAUCGCGGUGUUCCCGCUUCACAUCAUCAUACAUAUGCAUUACAACGUCCUGCCGCUGCGGCACCGGGACUCAUGGACUAUACAACAAAAUUGGAACCGCAUGAGGCUACGGUGAGGCCGGUGCGUAUUUCGUCUCAUAUGCCGCCACAUCAUUUGCCCAUGUCGAAUAGGGCAGCGGCAGCACCGCCAGCACUUUCAGUAAAUCUUAAGCGUCCUCCACCGGACGACGACGAACAUGCCGACGGCGUUCCAAGUGUAAGCGUUAAACGCAGUCCUGACGAUGUACCGUCGGCACGACCACCGCUUACGCGGGGUGAGUCCCUACCAGCGGCACCAUUUGUCCCUGAUAGACAGCCGAGUUUCAAGGACAAGCACCCAGUUCGUGCACCAUCCUUCGAUACAGCCACUUUCAAACCCGGAGUCUACCCAACAUCCAUGCCACUACCACAAGUGUCGCUGGGAGAUUCAACGCCUCCAGCACCUCCAGUACCACCAUUGCAAAGUCCGAUGGCUAAUCUGAUGUCUAUUACAGAGACAUUGCCGCCCGGAAGUCCGAGGAGCGGUCCAAGUCCGCCAGGACCUCCGCCACCCAGGUCCGCCUCCAGGGGAAGCCAGCACUCGCCCAACAGUUCAGGCUCCUCAUCAGGACGUCGAUCGUCAGGGUCAAGGCAUGUGUCUAGCACAACGGUGACGUCAACAGAGGCGCAAGGUAGCUCUGGUAUUGGCAAUGGUCCAGCUCCAAGUGGUGUAGCUGGUCCUGGGCAGGCAGGAGCACCUGGUGCUGGUGCAGGAGCCAAUCCUGUGACAGGAAGUGGAGUUCCACCUGUUGUUGAUGGCAAUGGACCAACAGUGCCGUCUUCAGGUACUCCAGCUGGUCCUGGUGGUGCUCCUGGUACCAAUUCCUCCAACAAUCCCACCCUCAAGUGCACCCUGUGCCAGGAACGACUCGAGGAUACACAUUUUGUCCAGUGCCCGUCUGUCAAUCACCACAAAUUCUGCUUCCCCUGCAGUCGUGAGAGCAUAAAGCGACAGGGCUCUGGUGCGGAAGUUUAUUGUCCAAGUGGUGAAAAAUGCCCUCUGGCCAAUUCUACGAUACCUUGGGCAUUUAUGCAGGGUGAAAUUGCCACGAUCCUCGGUGAGGAGCUUAAGGUGAAGAAGGAACGAGAGACUUAACUACGUCCUCCGCCUCAAGAUACCCCCGAGAAUAUCCCGUGGACGUCCCACACCAUCUGGCUACCUCUGUGACCGUGGAACUCUGCAUGAGCCACCAACGAAAUGUACUUUUCACCUUGUUGCGCCCCCGAUGGACAAAUGUAAAAGAGAGUAAGAGAGGAAAUUGUGGCGCGCGCGCUGACCUUUUUGGGCUCCAUGAGCUGUUUUUAUUUUCGAUGUUUUCUUUUUUUUUUGUGUAAUCUCCCCCUUUUGCAAGAAGGAUUUGUUGGGGGGAGGGGUGGACGAUCCAGGAUAACAGUGACUGCAAACAUUUGUUCUCAAGAAUACACACCGGAUGGUGGUAUUUUUUAUUGUGAGAAGAUGGAAAUGCAUUUUUUGUGUUUUUUUUGGGGUCAGGAGGAGAAAUUUAACUUUCGAUUGUGGAUGCAUUUCUCAUCCUUGGGAAAACAGGAAGAAAGGAGUUUGUCUUGAACUUUUUUUUUCAAAGUGGUGAGAGACAAAAUAACACUUUUAUUGAACGUGAUGUACGCUUUUUUCUGCAAUGGAAAAAUCAUCUCUGGAUGCAAGAGGAAAAAACACAUUGUAGCAAGGAUCACAAUAUCCCUUUUUUUGAAAUAUAUAAAACUAAUAGAGAAGAAAAAAAAACACAGAAACUUUUUGAAGUGGGAAUAUGAGAUAACAAUAACAUAGAGAAGAUUUAUGCUAAAAAAAAGUUAUUGUAUAUUUGAUAAGAUGGAUAACACAAAACUUUUCUUAUUUAAAGUAACAGCUCUAUUUUCAGAGUUUGAUAAUAAUAUUAAUAUAUUUGGAGGGGAGGUGUUUUUUUUUAAGAUCAUUGAUGAAAUCUAUGAUAUUUGUCUAUUAGUUUGUCUAUUUUUUUCUCUUUGAUAUUUUUGUGUAAAUUGUGCAGAUGGACAUGCAACAAUCAAGUGGCGCGAAUUGAUGGAAAUGUGGUACACAGUAAAAAAAUGUUGGCUGCUUUACCAUGAUUUUUAUUGUAAAUUUCACAUUAAACAUGUAAUCGUGUGUACUAAUACACAUUUGUGUAAUUUGUACACAUUUUGUCUGAAAACUGUGUAAUUUGUACACCUUUUAUUUUAAAACUGUGUAAUUUCACACGAAAUAUGUAAGAAAAUAUACAAAACUGUGUAAUCAUUCCCUGUUGAUUACACAAUUUACAAUUACAUAAAAUUUAAAUUACACAUUUUCAGAUUACACAGUUUGUUGAAAUACAUAAUUUGUGUAACUUUACAAGAAUAAUCGUGGUAAAAAAGCAAACUAAUGAUUAUCUUUGUAAAUUUUUUUUACUGUGUAGGGAAACCUCUAGAGAGUCAUCCAAAUAGAGACAUCAGCGCUUUUUAUACUUUUAUUCAAUUAACUAAUUAGAGAAGGAUGAAGGGUAAUCCCCAAAAAUAGUGGUGACUUUACUGUUGUCGCUUUGGUCAUUGGGUCUCUCUCAUAAUUUCUUCGGCCCCAAAAGAAUGGAAAGGGGGACAAAUGAGGAGAUUGUCGUUGGCAAGGUUGAUGAGACAAUGUGUCUUAUUCACUUUGCGUGACUCAAAAUCGCCUUUUGGUGGCAAACCCUCGCGUGUUUGGGAGUUCUUUGGGCGCGCUGUGACGUUUUUUUUUGUGUUAUUAGGGGGGUCGUGUUGCAUUUGAACAGCGCAAUUAUCCUCGCAAGCGACCCCUGAACGUGAUAUUGACGUGAGGCAGCCUAAUUAUUGGAAGGAAAAAAAAGCAAGGCUCACCAUUGAAAGAAGGGUGAUGCUCAGAGUAAUUAACAAGAUAGUCUCCUGUCGAUUGAAUCGAUUUGAAGUCACAGUGGAAAAAUAAUCUAAAGGUGUCUACACAUUGAGAACAAUUUUUGUCAAAAAUUGCUUUUUUGAAGGAAAUUGGCUGCAGUGUUUUAAGGCGUCUACACAUUGGGAGCAAUUUUUGUCAAAAAUUGCUUUUUUGAAGGAAAUUCCCUGCAUCGUUGUAGGUGGAAACGUCAAAUUUCUGUCAAAAACGCAAUUUUUGACGAAAAUUGCUCCCAAUCUGUAGACGCCUUUAAGCAGAAGCGUCAAAAUUCUGUCAAAAAUGCAAUUUUUGACGAAAAUUUCUCCCAAUGUGUAGAGGCCUUAAAACCGAUAUCAAUUGUUCAAAUGGGUUUCCCUUCGGCAGAAACUUUUCCAUUGUUUCUUUUCAUUGUACAAAUUUUUUUCGAAGGGAUAGUUUUAACACUAUCCCUUCAUUUUACAAUCUAAGUUUAUAAUAUAUUUCUUAUUUAACAAAUUAAAAGAGGAAUUUAUUUAAUUCUUUUUAAGGAUAAAAAAAAUAUUUUUACAAUUUGUUUGUGCAGAUGACAGGAUUGGAUCUUCCUGCAUCUCUAAUUACUUUGUAUAUAGCAAAAAGGAAAUCCUUUAUAGAUUUACAGAGAGAUCAAGGAGUAAUCUUACGGUAAUAUUGGAAUAAUAUAACAAUUUAAUAAUGAAAGAAUAUAAGGUAGAAAAUUGAAAUUUGUGUAAAUAGUUUUCAAGGAAAACAUAAUAAAGAAGAAAAUUGACCAUUGAGAAAUAGAUUAGGCUGAUAAAGUGAAGAAAAAAACGUGAAUUAUCUGUACAAAAGAAAAAAAAUGUGAAAAAAUCUACUUGAAUAUUUGAUAAAAAAUAAAAAAUAGUGAAUAUUUGAAAAAAUAGUGAAUUUUCAGACGAAAAACAAAAAUCGUACAUUGCAUAGCCCCUUUUAACCCGUUUUCGUGCAGACUGCAAGAAUAAAGGGGUUUAUCAUUUCACGUUCUAAAUUCCAUCAGAGAUGCCAUCAUAAAGUGCAUAACUGUUAUACAUAAAAAAAAUCAUUGGUAAUUGUUAUUUAGACAUAAAUGGUGAAAAUAUUACAAUAAAAAAAGCAUAAUAGUGGAUUAAUUCAAGUGAACACAGGAUGAAAAAGCACCAAUAAUUUAUUUUUUCAAUUGUAACCAUUUUCAUCGUAAACAACAACAAAAAGAAAAGAUGACACAGGAUAAACAAGAAUUUAAAUAAUUAUUUUUCACCGUACUUGCAAACCUUUUUGGAUAUUCAAUUCUUUUACAUUAAUUCCUUAAUUUUUUUCACGCGGAAUAAUUAACAGACUUUUAUUUUCAUUUUUAAAAAGCAAGAAAAAGAAUAUUGAGAAAUGUGUAAAAAGAAAUUAGACUAUAAAUAAAUUUAUCUCUUUCGAUAUAACCAAGGCGAAGAAAAUAUAGCAAAAAAAAAACAAUAUUGAAAGUAAUACUUUUAAAAAGAAAUUAAUGGCGAUAAAAUUUCGUGUAUUUUUUGAGUUAUUUUUGUCAAUCUAAAAAAAAAUAUUCAACAUUUUUUUCUCUACUAAAAUUGAUGAAAAUUAAACAUUUAACACAAGAAGAAAAUAAAAGAUGAAAAUUCGUGAUGAUGCAGAAAGAAAAUAGAAAAAUAUAAUGGGAAUGGUGUUCGACAUAAUUUUUUGUUUAAGUAUUUAAAAAAAAAAUGAAGAGAAACUAAUUGACACUUAAAUAGAGAAAAAACAAUGAGAAAAAAAUAUUAAAAUACAUUUAUUGUAAUUUUUUUGUUCUUAAUUAAUUAAGCUGAGCGCGAUUAAUUGACAUAUUUCUUGCGAAAUUCUCAUGCAUUAGCGACACCAGAAUGGACGAUAUAUGAAAUAUUAAAAAAAAGACAGAAAAAAAACAAAACAAUAAUUCACAGAAAAGUCCCAUAGAGAAAAGAAAGUUUCCCAGAAGUUCACCAAGAAUUUUGUAUAUGACGAAAACAAAGAAUUAAUUGUCAAUUAUUGAUCGCGCAUUGGAACUCAACACUCGCCAUGAAUGUAAAUAUUGUGUAUAACAAAAAAAAAGAAAAAAAAUCAUUAAGAAAUAACUGAGAUGAAAGAGAGAAUAAUUUAAAUCAUGUAAUGAAAAGAAGUGAAAUAUUUAAAAAAUAUAAUCUUAUGGAGCUAAUAACAUUUAGUAUUGAAUGAGACAUUAAAGAAAAAAAACAUUAAACAAUGAAAUCAUAAUAGAACAAAAAUAUAUUUUUAAUUUUUUGACAACAAACUGGUACAGUUUGUGGAAAGAUUUGUUGAAGAAAAAUGUCCUUAGCAUUUAUCCACAUGUUGACAAAUAUUUGAUCUCAUGAUAUGUUUCAGUCUGGAGGCGUUCCCUAAUUGGUUGAGGUUUUAAAGAUCUUUAAACUUUAGCCAAUCAGAGAAACCUAGGAGACUAAUUGAAGUGAAACUAACUUCAGAUUGCUGUUAUAGAGGCUUCAGACCAAUUGCUCUAAUUUCUUAUUAGACAAGAUUUUCUGUAAAUUUUACUUAUGUGGCGGUACGUCCCAUUGAGGGACAAGGCCUCUCGUACCAACCUCUUCCAGUCCUGGGAUGGAAUGAUAACUUUUCGACACUAUCGAAUCGAUUGUAUCGAUAAAUUUAUAUCUGAUAGAUUAAGUGAAUGCCGACUUUUUACGGACUGCUGGGCCAUUCAUUGUGACAUUCUUAAAAGAAUGAGACUCUUGAUAGACGUCUAUAUUAGUUACAGAAAGUGCAGCUAUUGUUUAAAUUUUUCAGAAUCGACAGUCGAUAGUAUCGAAAAUAAGUUAUCAUGUCACCCCUGGUAUCCUAUUCAGUCUGCCCUAUCGGAGGCUCCUUUCGAGUUUUCGUAACAAUCUUGCUUUUUCGGUGAAGGAUUGUUAGUCCCUCGCCCAAUCCUCUCUAGAAGGACCAGAUCCCUUGUGCGUUAGCCUCAGGUUCGCCUCAGGCUCAGGGUCCCACUGGGGUUGGUUACCCAAUCUGCUAUCACUCACCUAAGUGUACCAGGACAGAACCUACCAGGAAUCUAGCCUGCUUGGAGGUGAUUAUAGGAAUUGACGCCCCAUUUAAACCCCUGAUCUAUUGGAUUUUGAAAAUCAAUUAAAUUGGUUCCUAUUUAGGAUUGUAAGACCUUCUGAAACUGAGCUAAAUCUCUAGUUUCAAGACUGCUUUACUUUCUAAACGGUUGUUGACUGCGCGUUCCUAUUACGCCUAAACAAAGUCUUAAAAUUGAUCACGAGUUUUCUUUAACGUUAAUUGGAUUAGGAACCGUGCUAACUGCAUUUCACGCUGAUUGAAAAAUGCAAAUUGUUGCUAUAGCCUUUCAACAUCUGAAUGUGAUUAAAUCAAUGAAAAAGACACGAAUUGACCUUACUGCUUUUCUCUCCUUUAUUCUCCUUACAACGUUUCGGAGGCUUGUUUCCUUCUUCCUCAGGUAUGGAAAUUUUUGGGGGGGAAAUUGUUUGGCGGGAAUCCUCUUACAGUGGGCACUGGGACUUUCACAUUGGACAUUGACAUGCACACGGUCCAACACGAAAUGAUCAGCCGAAUUUCCCAACUAAAACUUACAUUCACGGUAAUAAUGACGAAUGUGAUUAAAUCUUUCGUGUCUCGAACCACAGCUCGAUAUAGAGAUACUGGAAGCUUUGUUAAAUUCCAUGAUGGAGGUCGAAAGAAUACUGCUCCAUUUCGAACCGAAGUUAUCAAGAAAAUUAGGCAAAUUUAACGAAGUGCGAGCCGUAAGAACAAAUGGCCCGUUAGAUGCACAUAUCCCAAACAAUCAUUCAACGAAUAUUGAAAAACGAUCUUGAUUGAAAGCUUUGCAAUAUCCGAGGAGAAUAAGCUCAUUGAUACUUAAAAAGUUGUUAAACUUCAAUCUAAAAUUUGGAAGUAAAGCGUCUCUAGUCCUAUAGUGUGUUUAUCCUGAUGAUCCUGAGUCUAUUUGGGCUUCCAGUUGAGCAAUUCAUAGCUAUUUCAAAGAUCAUAGGCAUUUGGUAUGUGCAUGGCCACAAGAUGUCAAUCUUCGCUAUUUGUGGUGGUUUGGGCUACCGCGACAGCCAAUAACCGCUGUCCAUUGGCCUCUUUGGAUCGUAGUGUCAAAGUAAAUCCCAAUUUGGUUCCGGAAUUUGUCUUAAGGAGAACUCUGAAGCCGUGUACGUACAUGUAAACAUUCCGGAAAGAAAGGGUGGACGUUCCUAUAAUACCGUCACACAAAUCGCCAACCAAUUGGUUAUAAAACAAUGUCUCUUUGGUCCUUUUGAAUACUUUGCAGUCACAAAGAGUGUUACCGGACUUUCCGGUGAUUUGUUGCCCGGUCGCCUUAUUUUGGAGACGAGAGAGGACGGCCGUAUGAAUUACUCUUUGCUGUUUUUGAAGUGACACACUUAGACCUUUUGUCAAUCUCCUCUUCGUUUGAGCAAUACUGAGUGUUCGGGCCUCGACAGACCUGAAGAUUUGCUGAGAGACGGCUUAGCGAAAUUAUAUUCGCAAUAAUGGUUAAACUACUUUUCCAUCAUUUUACACUAAACCGUCUCUCGGCUUAAGUUGUAAGUCUGUCUAGGGCAUUCCCCUUGUUUGUGUCCUAAAAAUACUCCAGAAUUUAAUCAUUUUCAACCGUUUAUCAUUAAUGGAAUCGUGGGGUUGGAGCAUUAAAUUUAGAUCUCCAAGACUUCUUAUUGAUAACCACCUUAAGAAGUUGUUCGGGGUUGAUCUGAUGACGUUUCUGACGUUUCUUCAAAACGGUUCAAGACGUAUCUCGAGAUGUCCGCCCUGAGGUCAAUGCCUCCUCACAAUGGUUUACUAAAAUGGUCAAAUAGUCAAGUUAAAUAUACCAGAUUGUCGAUCAUUUGAAGAUAGUUCUUCUUCGUGAAUGGCCUCCUAUUCACGAUCAUAAUCCGUACCAAAAUAGUACAGCAUUCUGAAUAGUUCUAGUUGAAUUUUUCCACACUGUGCUGUCGGAUCAAAUAUUUGAUAACAUGUGGAUAAGUCUUUCACAUUUUUUUGUGUGAAAAAUAUUGCUAACAAGUUUGUUUCGUCAAAUAAUUUCCUCAUUUGUAAAGUCUUUUUUAUAUACAUUUAUUUUAACAUGUCAUACUUGUGUUAAAAUUGUUCUUCUUCAAAUUAUAUGGAGAUGACACAUCUAAAAUUGGUGCAACAUUUGUUCCACACGGAAUAGCAACCUGAAUAUUUGUAAAAUUUCUAUCAAAGUUAAGGUAUGAUUUAUAUUUAAAAUGAGAACAGCCAGGAGUGAAAUGUAAAUAAUAUUAAUGAGAAACACAUCUACGUAGAACAGAGUACAUCAAAUAGAGAAAAAUACGAUCUUUAAACAUGUUUCUUUUUCUUUCUUUGGUUGAAUUGACGGAAAAUAUUUCUUGUAUUUUCUCAUACAAUUCAAAAUGUGUUACCUAUUUUGAAUUUUCUUCCCUUUUUGACGAGGUUUGGUUUCUUGUUCUUGUAUCUCUGAUGCUGAAAGCACAUGGGCAUCGUUCCAACGAUCUCUUUUAUCGAAAGAAACAACAGCCCAUGUUGCGUUGUAACGCCCGAAGUCACGUUGUAACGACUAAAGGUUCUAAUGUGUUUUCAGCAUAUGAGUUUUCCUUUCAUUUUUCCUUACACAAUACCAAAUUACUAAGAAAAAAAAUGUAGACUUUUCGACAUCUGCAUACCUUUUAAUAGGACACUUAGAAAGGAGAAAAAAAUAAAACAUUUGCCAUAUGAAAUCAUAAAAAAAUAGUAUGUAAUAGAAAUUAGUCGAACUAUUAAUUGUCUAAGAAAAUAUUCUACUUUCCCUCAUCCACCUAUCUUCUUCUUUUCACCCCACAAAUAACUUCCAAUGUGAGCUUAAGCAUUUCAGUGAAACAAUUGGGAAAACACUUUAAAGUGAUUUUUUGUAAAUAUAGUUGAAUUAAGAUAUAUAAAAAAAAUGGUUUCCCAUUUUUUAUUUAAUCAAAAAGAAAAAUCAGAAUAAUAACCAUUUUCUUCCUAUUUUUUCUAUACACUUGAUAAAAAAACAUAACAACUUCUAAAACGAUCUUUUGUAUAGGACUUCUUAUAAUAAGAGAAUAUUUAAAGAAAGAAAAAAUAGUAUGAGUAAAAUAGUAAAGAAAAUGAUAUUCAUAAUUAAAACAUUGAGCAUAAUAAAAGAUAUAAAUAUAUGAAUGGAAUAAUUGAUAGAUGAAACUCAUAUAAUUAAAGGAUACAAUCAUUGAUAGAGGUUCUUUCUAAUUUAUUAUAUAUAUUUGUUAAUUGAGAUUGAGAAUACACAAUUUUAGGUAACAUGGAGGUGAAAAAAAAAUCUUUAUAAGAAACAAUAAGAGAAAUGGAACAGUAAUGUCGUUAAAAUAGACACUUGAAAUGCAUUUUACUCGAUGUACUAAUUGAUUUUAAAAAGAAAAGUGAAUUGAGAAAGAGCAGAAAUGAUGAAAAAAAUAUAAGGAAAAUUUAAUUAGA